AAGUCGGAGGAAGACGCGGCGGCUUUGCUCGUUCGAAAAUGCAUCGUCGCGGUGUGGGUAUCGGGUGCCUGUGGAUAUUAUCUUGUCUGACGAUGUUAUCAGUGACGGGCGCUUACCAGUACCUGGAAGAGCUUACAUCUCAAGGAUUGUUUCCCAACGUAUUCAAUUUAGCAUCAUCAUCUGUGAUUACUGUCAACGCCACUUGUGGAGAAACUGGUCCGGAAGUAUACUGUAAGCUCGUGGAACAUGUGUACAGGAAAAAUGAACGCGACAGAGAAUCCCAGGAGCAGUGCGGCGAAUGUGAUGCGAGAAGUUCCAAUCCGGAUAAGAAGCAUCCCAUCGAAUAUGCGAUAGACGGGACAAACAAUUGGUGGCAGAGCCCAACCCUUCAGAAUGGUAAACAGUAUGAAUGGGUCACCAUUACUCUGGAUCUGAAACAAGUAUAUCAAAUUGCUUACGUUAUCGUCAAAUCUGCUGUAUCUCCGAGACCUGGCAACUGGAUACUCGAGAGGUCAUUGGAUGGCGUUGUCUACCUGCCGUGGCAGUACUAUGCACUCAGCGACGGCGAAUGUUGGAAUGUGUACGGCAUCACGCCAACCAUCGGACAGCCGCACUACAGAAAUGAUGACGAUGUCAUUUGCACGUCAUACUAUUCCAAACUAGAUCCCUUGGAGAAUGGGGAGAUCCACACAUCACUCGUCAAUGGGAGACCAGGUGUUGACGGCCCGAGCGCGAAGCUAAUGGAGUUUACCAAAGCCAGAUAUGUCAGACUGAGGCUUCAAAAAAUUCGAACACUGCAUGCGGACUUAAUGUCUCUUCAAAUUGGAGGAGAAAAUGCUGAUCCUUCGGUUUCGAGAAGAUAUUUCUAUUCCAUCAAAGACAUCUCAGUCGGCGGGCGAUGCGCGUGCUCUGGACAUGCAGAUACUUGUACCACUGAUGGCAGCACCGGGAGGCUUCUCUGCAAAUGUGAACACAACACCUGCGGGGAGAACUGUGACAAGUGUUGCCCUCUCUACAAUCAGAAACCAUUUAAUCAAGGCACCAGCGACAAUGCUGCGAUAUGCGAAAAAUGUGAAUGCUACGGGCAUUCGGAUCAGUGCCAUUACGAACAAAUAGUUGCUGACAAGAGGCUGAGCAUUAACACUCGAGGGAAGUACGAAGGAGGCGGAGUGUGCGACAGCUGUAAACAUCACACUGCUGGCCUCAAUUGCGAGCACUGUGAGGAUGGAUAUUAUCGGCCGUCGCAAGUUCCCCGGAACCAUACUAAACCCUGCAGAAAAUGUCAGUGCUCGGGUCCAGGAAUGACCGGUCUGUGCGUUAAGGAUGAUUCGCAUUUAUUGGAAGGCUUGCCUCCUGGAUACUUUGUAAUUUCCAGUUUCUCAUUUCGUUGUGGGGAACCUGGCGACUGCUUUUGCAAAGCUGGAUUUGCUGGAAAAAAUUGUGAAAGUUGUGACAUCGGUUACAAAAACUAUCCUCGUUGCGAACCCUGUCCCUGCCACAGCGCUGGCACAAUAGGAUCAGUUUGUGAAGGCGACUGUGUUUGCAAGACGCAUGUCCAAGGUUCGAGAUGUGAUCGAUGCAAACAAGGUUUCUACCAUUUAUCUGCUGACAAUCCUGAUGGUUGUUCCCAGUGCUUCUGCUUUGGAAUGAGUGACGAAUGUGCUGAGUCGGAUUGGGGCGUGACCAUUAUUCAAAAUGUGGAAGAUUGGCGUGUGACUGACCUCAAAGGCACGAGGGUCGUCAAGCCCCUUCCAGAGAAUGGCAAUGUGGUGAUUGCUAAUGAUGACGUUUCGAACUUCAACACUUACUACUGGCUGGCACCGCCCGAUUACUUGGGUAAGAAGCUCUACUCAUACGGAUCAGACUUAAAAUUCACCUUGAGUUACGUGGUUGCUCGUGGUGAUACAUCUGGCACUUAUACUGAAAAUGCUGACGUAGUGUUAGAGGGCAAUGGACAGCAAAUCGGCUACAACUGGGGGAUUCGGCCUGAAUUCGACGAAGUGGCCAUUUCCGUACCUCUUCGCGAACAGGGUUGGUUCAUGCUAACUCCUCGGGAAGACGGCACAAACUCUGUGAGCAGAGAAGACUUCACGCUCAUUCUCAACGAUCUCACUAAACUACUGAUACGCGCCAAGUUCCACACCGAUCAGAUCGAAGGCCGGUUGCACAAUAUAGGAAUGGAAAUCGCAGCGAAAGAGUCCAAGAGCUUAAGGAAAAUAGGCUCGGUGGAAAAAUGCGUUUGCCCUGUUGGGUAUGCUGGUUUGUCUUGCGAACUUUGUGCGUCUGGAUACAAAUCAGUAACUGGACCCAAAAUUGGCCAUAUUUGCGAAAGAUGCGACUGCUAUAAUCAUGCUGAAUCUUGUGACAAUCCUGAUGGGCGUUGUGAAAAUUGCAUGCACCACACCACGGGUCGGAAAUGCGAUCACUGUGUUCGAGGUUAUUACGGCAAUGCUACAGUCGGUACCCCUGAUGAUUGCAAGCCCUGUGCCUGCCCCCUGGAAAAUCCCGAGAACAAUUUCUCGCCCACCUGCUACGCCAUACAAACCUCGACUGGAGACAGCGAUUAUAUAUGCAAUCAGUGUCCCGAAGGUUACGAAGGCAACAAGUGUGAAAGAUGUGCUGAUGGCUACUUUGGGAACCCGCAGGUGCCCGGCGGUUAUUGCCAGAAGUGUGACUGCAGUGGAAACGCGGACACUUCCCAGAGAGGGUGGUGUGAUAGUUUAACGGGACAGUGCUUGAAAUGUCUUGGAAAUACGGCUGGCUGGAAUUGUGGGGAAUGUGCACCGGAACACUUUGGCAACGCAGCACAACGAUAUUGUGAACCAUGUUCCUGCAAUCCAAAAGGUUCGCAGAGUUCUCAAUGUGACUUAACAACUGGGCAGUGCGUAUGCAAACCUGGCGUCAUAGGGAGAACUUGCCAUCGCUGUGCAGAUGGAUUUGGCAAUUUAGAAGCUGGCUGUGAACCUUGUGUAUGCAAUAGGAUUGGCUCGAGGUCGGAAAUAUGUGACCCGACCACUGGACACUGCAACUGCAAGCCGGGGGUGUUCGGAAUCACUUGCGAUUCCUGUUUGGAAGGAUACUACGGCUUUUCUCAGCAAGGCUGUCGUGAAUGCAGAUGUGAUCGGUUUGGUUCAUUGAGCGUUCAGUGUGAUGAAAGCACGGGACAGUGCGCGUGCAAACCACAUGUUGUUGGAAGAACUUGUGAUAGAUGUGAAGAUGGAUACUGGAAUUUGCAAUCUGGCAACGGUUGUGAACAGUGCCAGUGCAACAGAACUGGAUCUACAGCUUCAGUUUGCGACAAAAACACUGGCCAGUGCACCUGCAAACCAGGCAUUGGAGGAAGAUUUUGUGACCAGUGUCAACCUGGUUAUUUCAUGUUUUCUCCUCAAGGUUGUAGAGCAUGCGACCCCUGCAACAAGCCUGGCCACAUUUGCGAUCCAAGAAAUGGCCGCUGUGUCUGCCCUCCUUACACCACCGGAAACAGGUGUCAAAAGUGUGUUCGCAAUGCUUGGGGAUAUGAUCGUAUCAGAGGCUGCACUCCCUGCGACUGCAAUCGAAAAGGCUCUCCACAGCAGAACUGCGAUCCAGACACUGGGAACUGCAUUUGCCUGGAAGGAUUCGAAGGUAGGCACUGUGAUCAGUGCCGCAUGGGCUUUUACAGCUUUCCCAACUGUCACAAGUGCGAUUGCAAUUUGGAAGGCAGCGUCGAAACUCACUGCCGCAACAACAUUUGCCAGUGCAAUGAAAGAGGAGAUUGUCCGUGCAAGGAGCUAGUUACUGGACAGAAGUGUGACAAGUGUGUGGAUGGUGCCUUUGGCCUCAGCAGGGAAUCGAAGAAGGGUUGCCAUGAAUGUUUCUGUUUUGGAAAAACUAGAGUUUGUAACCAAUCUCCAAUGUACUGGACUCAGAUAUUAUUGCCUUCUCGAGACAUAUUCAUGGAAGUUGGAACUACCGAAAUUCCGACUCGUCUUGGAUUUCAAAUUUUUCCAGAAGAGUUGACUGCGAAGAGAAUUGGAAUACCUUUCGUUUUGGAUAAGCCCAUGUACUGGAGCGUACCUAAAGAGCAUCUGGGAGAUAAGGUUUUAUCCUACAACGGUUAUCUAAAUUUCAAUGUGGAAAGUCGAGGCUCUUCAAAGUUUCCCGACAAACUUCUGGAAAAGUAUCCUCUCGUUAUAAUUCAAGGAAAUCACAGAAUAGUGUUGUAUCAUGCUGGCAGCACUCCAAAAUCGGAAAGCAAUCACAGAAUUAGUAUCCAUGAGGAAGAAUGGAAAGUGAUGGACAACCCGCUUGCCAUAGUGACGAAAAGUAUGCUGAUGGUCGCUUUGCAAAAUUUGCAGUACAUCCUGAUUCGAGGUACUGAUGGACCUGAUGUCAAGUAUGCCAGGUUGCAUAACGUGACUUUAGACGUUGCAUCAUCCACCUACGCAAAUAUUCCCGCAAAAGGAAUUGAAAUGUGUCGUUGUCCUCGAGAAUAUGUCGGCACUUCAUGUCAGGAUCCCGCCCCCGGAUAUUACAGAAGACGCAAACCCAAUUUUCUGAACAGCAAAGAUAUCUUGGACCUGGUCGGAUGGGCCGAACCCUGCUCCUGCAACAAUCAUACGAAUAUUUGCGAUAAAGAAACCGGCGUCUGCAUAAAUUGUGGUGGAAACACGAUGGGGGAUCACUGUGAUCAAUGCAUGAAGGGAUUCUAUGGCGAUCCGACUCGAGGACCCUGCAGGCCUUGUGCUUGUCCUCAUCCAACAAACAGCUUCAGUGACACGUGUGUUCCUGAUGCUGUAGAUUAUGUAUGCGUUAACUGUCAACCGGGAUACACCGGCAGGCACUGUGAGAAGUGUGAUGCCGGUUUCUAUGGCGACCUCUCGCAUGAAGGAGGCAGAUGCUCGCCGUGCAAUUGUAAUCCCUACGGCUCCAAAAGUCGGGACUGCAAUGCCUUAACUGGACAGUGCCAGUGCAACGAAGGCGUAGGCGGGCGAGAUUGCACUGUCUGCAGCCACGGCUUUAUUUUGACAGAAUAUGGAUGCAAAUCGUGUGAAGAUGAAUGUACUGGAAUCUUGUUAAAAGAACUUUAUGAGAUGAAACUUCGUAUUGAUGGUACCAACUUGACCGACUUGCCAAAACUGCCGUGGGGCUAUUUGGACCGAAUUUUGAAGGAAGAAAUGAGAUUGAAGCCUCUUGUGGAAGAUUAUCAAGGAAAUGUCACGAAAGGAAAAGAACUUGUGGAUAAAUUCACAUUUUAUUUAGAUCUCGAAGCUAAGGUCGACAUGCUUUUAGUGAGGGCCAAAGACUACGUGACGAAGGCGACCGGAGUGUCUGGAGAUUCCAAAGAUACUUUUGAAGAGGCUAAAAAAUUGUUAAAUGAAUUGAAUAAGAUAUGGCAGAAUCUUAAAGAUUUAGUCGCUGAAUUGGCCACUCAUGGGCUGGAUCCCACUGGACCGGCUGUGUCUGUGCAACGCAUGCUGCAAGAAGCCGAGAGAUUGCUUCAAGAAAUAAAAUCUCGCGAUUUUGGACCGGAUAAGGAACGUGCCGAACGAGAAUUAAGAAAAGCCCAAAACCUGCUGAACAAUCUGAAAAAGCUGACACUGGAUCGUGCUCAUGUGGAUGAUCUCAAGCAAAAGAUUGACCGUUUAGACAAACUGUUGUCUGAUUUGAUCAAGAAAAUAGAUGAGAAUGUGCGCAAACCUGUUGAACGGUCUUUACAAACCUUACAGAUUGGUAGGGCGAGGGAGAAAGAAGUGCAAGCAAUAAUCAGUGAGAUCGGCGGCAUCGUGGAUAGUGCCAACCUAACAUUGAAAGAAGCUGAUGAAUUAUUGACUCUUGCUAAAGCUGCGAUUAUUGAUGGCGCUGUUAAAUUUGAGUUCUUACCAAGACUUUUAAGAGACCUUGAAAAUGCAACUGAGAAACUGGAUGAACACCGAGCUAUUUUAGCUCGAUUGAAUCCUUUGUAUAAGGAAAAGUACGUCAUUCCUGCUCAAAAACAUGCUGAUGAACUGGAGAGACAAAGCAAUCAUUUAGCAAACUUAUUUCGAGCGACGAAAGAGCUUUCCGACAUUCCUCUUCAGGCCGCCUUAGCCUAUCAGAAUAUUGUGGACGCCAUUCUGGCGGCAGAAAAAGCAGCCCGGGAAGCUGAGACCGCAGCUGAGAAUGCCUACCAACAAGCUUAUCCAGGGGUUGGAGAGGCUUUGACCGAACGAGCGGAGAAGGCCAGAGCGAGGAGUCUCGAGCUGCUUGCUGAAGCUCAAAAAUUAAACGACGAGAAAGUUCCCGAACUGGAGGAAACAAUGCGGCAGCGAAAGAAUGCCCUGGACGAUCUCUCAGAAGAUCUGGCGUUUGGAAAACGAAACAAUGACAUCAUUAACAGAGAGCUGGAUGCUUUACCAAAAGGCGUGAAAAAUAUUCUCGAAGAUGCAGCCGGGACCGUAAGAAGAGCCGAAGCGCAAGCCAAAGACGCUAAUGCUAGAGCUGAUGUACUUCUGCAAAGAUUGGACGAUGAUCUCAUCCCGAAAUUCGAAUCGAUUCGGGCUGGGACUGUAGGUGGAUUGGAAAAUUUGACUAGGAUAAUUCAGCAAGCAAGAGAUGACACGCGAGAAGCAUCCAGGUUGGCCGACAGCGCAGACGCCAAGGCAAAGCGGGUCCGAAAAUUGCACGACAUGACGAAGUUGAAUUUGAAAGAACUAAAGGACAAGAUUCUCUUGGCACGACAGAAAGCUUCCAGCAUAAGAGUUGGUUUGACUUCUGAUGUGAAUGGUAAUUGUAUUCGUUCAUACAGUCCUGCUGUGGAGCCUUCAACAACAAACAAUAUUAUUUUAAAUUUUGCCACAAAAUCAAAUGCAAAGGACAGUCUAUUAUUUUUCAUCGGAAGCGCCAAAGAGGAAGAUUUUAUGGCAUUAGAAAUGGUCAACCGAAGAAUAAGAUUUUUAUGGAAUGUUGGUGGGGGCACUCACACCAUUACACACCCCAAGGAAAUAGAAACGAAUGAUGAACUUUCCAAGAAGGAACAAUGGUUUAAAAUUGAAGCCAACAGGAUUGGCAACAUCGGUACUCUGAGCGUGAAACGAACUCCAGACGGACAGAGACCGGAUCCUUUCGAAGUGACUGGCGCCUCUCCUGCAGGUUACACGAAAAUGGACUUGGAUUCGUCUUCCAACUUUUUUAUUGGUGGAUUCCCGGAUAACUUCCUGGCUCCCAGUGAAAUCCGCACGUCUUCCUUCUCCGGAUGUUUGUACGAAGUUUUGUUUGAUGGAAGGCCUGUAGGGUUGUGGAAUUUCUUGACCAAUGUAGGUUGCGAUGGUUGCAAAGAGGGAGCUACUGAAGAUAUUGAUACAAGUGCCUUCGAAUUCCAAGGUGGUUCCAGUUAUGCAAGUCUAGUUCCACAAGUGCCAUUUUAUAAAAAGAACGAUCUGUACUCUGUUGUAAGUUUCAAGACAUUGAACGAAGAUGCGCUGUUGUUCCUCUUUUCUAAUAAAGAAAGGGGACAGAUGAUAUCAUUAGAGCUAAAAGGCGGUAAAGUGGUUUAUCAGUUAAAAUUUGAUAGCAGAACUCACAUUCGCUUGGAAACUAAAAAGAAGUACAACACUGGCCGGUGGAUCCGAGUCGAAGCGGCUACAGAAGAUUCUGAAGCUCAAUUAUUGGUGGAAGAAGAGGAACUGCUUAAAGAAUUUUCGAAGAGUUCCUCAUCAUCUUUAGAAUUCAGAGAUAGUUACAUGUACUAUGGCGGUGUUCCACCCAACUUUACCAAAGAGAGUUGGCCUGAUGUCACAUUUUCCAACUUCUUUGGUUGCAUGAAAGACUUGCAGAUAGAUUCCACUCCAAUCGAUUUAUUUAAAAGUAGUUUCUAUGGAAUGAACAUUGGCUGCUCCAAUAGGCCUCUAAAAGUCGCCACUUUCAAAGGCGAAGGCUACUUGGAGUUGAAUGGCCAAGUUCUGCCACGAAACUCCAGCAUCACCUUCUCCUUUUUGACUAGCCAAAGUGAUGGACUCUUACUUGUGUCUACCUUCAAAGGACAGCCGGGAGUGAAACAAGAUCAGCAACAGAAUUAUUAUUCAGUGGCUCUUAAAGACCAGCGUAUCGUGGUGAUGUUUAACAGCGGAAGCGGCGAAAUACAAAUGACAUCCGAUCGUACGAUCACUAGAAACUCUUUCCAUACAGUAAAUAUCAUUAGGAAAAACAGGAGUUUGAUACUGAGAUUGGAUGAUCAAAAAGAAGCCGAUAUUCUUCUACCACGUGCCACCGCGGAGAUCCCUAGUCCUCAGAAGGGCGGCCUCUUCUUUGGAGGAGUUAAAAGAGGCAUCGAUGUGAGUGGUAUCACAGCAACCCAACAGCCAUUUGUUGGUAUAAUCCAAGAUGCAGUUUUCAAUGAUAAAUUGUUGAGGUUCGACGAACAAGUGAGUCAUAAAGGAGUCGAUUUUGGACAACCAGAUCUCCAGAGCGUGUCCGAGGAGUUUUUCCAAAAAAUGGCGCCGUCACCCCCAGGCGAUAGUUGCUCAACUUACGUGCAAAUGGAAGACAGUGCUGUUUAUCUGCAGCGUGAAAAGCCGGUUGAACUUCGCCUAAUUAAGAAAGAUGUCCCUAACACCUUCAACAUGUCCCUCGAAUACAGAACUUUUUACCGAGCUGGGAACAUAAUUUCUCUCUCCAACAAUCCGAAAAAAUUGCAGCUGUCUUUAUUUUUAGAAAAAGGUUUGUUAAAUCUGUAUUACCUGCAUAGGAAAGAAAAGAAAUUAGAGAAGAGAAAUACUGUAUUGCCUAUUGGUAAAUGGCAUGAGAUAAACUUAUUAAAGAAUGGAAGACACGUGACGGUGUUUCUAGAUAAACAGAAGAGCUUUCUCUUGAGCGUGCCGAAGCGACUGUCAUUCAAGACCCUGGACAUUGGAGGUGCACUUCAUGAGCUCCAAGAAAGUUUCAAGGGGUGCUUCCGAAAUCUGAAACUUAAUGCAAUAGAUAAGAAAAUUCCAUCUGAUAUCUCAUGCGCUAAUCACGUGGAAUUCGGAAAUUAUUUUACUGGAACAGGAUCCAUCUUACAAGAUGCUUCUUUCCAUUUAGGAGAAAAAUUAGAUUUAGGUUUUCAAUUUAGAACUUUUCACUAUAAUGGAAUUAUAUUCAGUAUUUUUUCUAAAUUUACCGGAAUAUGGUUUGAAUUAUCAUUGAAAGACGGGGCGGUUAUUGCUAAGAUGUAUGACGAAGACAACUUAAAUCUGGAGGUUUCGCAUAAACUUGCAUCAGAUUCCACUUGCGAUUACAAAUGGCAUAAUGUCAGAAUGAAUUUCAUCAAAAACUCUUUUGUCCUGCAUGUGGACAGUUCAAAACCUUUUGAGGAGAAAAUUCAAAAUAUUCCAGCAAAUUUGAGCUUUGCUGAAAUAUAUAUAGGAGGAAAACCAGAAGAGUAUCUACACCAUAGAGAAGAAGUUGAUUAUUUCUCAGGUUGCAUCAAAGGAAUGACUUUAAAUGGAUUUGGACUGAAGAUUCAUUCAGAAUUUGAGAAUAUUGUGCGGCAUGAAUGUCCGCAACUAUGA
This is a messenger RNA of Argiope bruennichi, 9509 nucleotides long. RefSeq names its product laminin subunit alpha-1-like. The transcript is spliced from 65 exons. Gene Ontology annotation, molecular function: signaling receptor binding; extracellular matrix structural constituent. The coding region runs from base 39 to 9509 and encodes 3156 amino acids. Gene Ontology annotation, cellular component: basement membrane. The record is from RefSeq and is a predicted model, not a curated record. Gene Ontology annotation, biological process: axon guidance; regulation of cell migration; regulation of cell adhesion. NCBI's taxonomy places the organism in Eukaryota, Metazoa, Arthropoda, Arachnida, Araneae, Araneidae.